Molecule: messenger RNA, 1114 nt
Organism: Cynara cardunculus var. scolymus (artichoke)
Lineage: Eukaryota; Viridiplantae; Streptophyta; Magnoliopsida; Asterales; Asteraceae
Product: ras-related protein RABH1b-like
Exons: 6
Coding region: 191-811 (206 amino acids)
Molecular function (GO): GTPase activity; GTP binding
Source: RefSeq, a predicted model, not a curated record
GGGGCUUUGCCGGAUGCAUCUCAAGUGAAAACAUGUAAUAGUAAGCUGUUGAAUUUUGGGCAACGGAGACUCAAAACCGACUGCGAAAAACAGUGAAUCUACAACUCAAAUCUGCAAAAGUUUUUCGCUGAAUCAUCAAACUCUAGUACCCGCUUGAUUGUUGUGAUUUGAUCAAAUCAAAGUCAAGAAAAUGGCACCAGUAUCAGCACUAGCAAAGUACAAGCUGGUGUUCUUGGGUGAUCAAUCCGUCGGCAAAACCAGCAUUAUCACUCGUUUUAUGUAUGAUAAGUUCGAUACCUCUUACCAGGCAACCAUUGGAAUUGACUUCUUGUCAAAGACGAUGUAUCUUGAAGAUCGGACAGUUCGUCUGCAGUUGUGGGAUACCGCUGGACAAGAGAGAUUUAGGAGUCUCAUUCCAAGUUAUAUAAGGGAUUCUUCGGUUGCUGUCAUUACAUAUGAUGUUGCAAGUCGGCAGACUUUUCUUAACACUAUAAAGUGGAUUGAGGAAGUCCGUGCAGAGAGAGGUAGUGACGUUAUCAUUGUUCUGGUUGGAAACAAGACUGACCUUGUGGACAAAAGGCAAGUCUCAGUAGAGGAAGGAGAAACGAGAGCUAGUGAGCUGAAAGUCAUGUUCAUCGAAACAAGUGCUAAAGCUGGGUUCAACAUAAAGGCUUUAUUUCGGAAAAUAGCAGCGGCAUUACCAGGAAUGGAAACACUUUCCUCAACAAAACAUGAAGAAAUGGUUGAUGUGAAUUUGAAGUCUUCAAACAUGACUUCUUCCCAGCCGGAAUCCGGUGGUUGUGCUUGCUGAUACAAAGCCUGUUACUGUUGCUGCUACUGCUUCAACCCGACUCGUGUAAAGUUCCAGAUGCAUGCUAUUCAACUGGUCUGGAACCCCUAUGUUUAUUGGUUUGUUAUACUUGUCAUUUACCAGAAAUGUAUGUAACAAUUUUAUUUUUUUCCACCUUUCAAUCGGUACAUUUGUAAUGGAAGUAGACCCCCUUUGUGAGUUCUUGAGGUUUAGUUUGUCAUGUAUAAAAGGAUUUGCAUAGAAUCGCCAAGAUUUUGAUUCAGUUUUCUAUUGAUCGAUAUACAAUGUGGUUUGAACCUUCUA